AUGAAGUUUCAAACUAUGCUUACCUUAGCAUCUUUUCCAGCACCUGCAGACUUCUUCUUAGAUUUUGAUAAUAUUUCUAUGCUUAAAAGUUUGCUUUGUUAUAACUCUCAUGCAAUAUUUAAUUAUGUCUAUAGAAUAACCAGUUUUCCUCAAACAUUACCAUACGAGAGAUGUGAAAGAUGGAAGGAGCAUUAA
Messenger RNA from Clunio marinus, 195 nucleotides. Lineage: Eukaryota; Metazoa; Arthropoda; Insecta; Diptera; Chironomidae. The record is from the annotation of a GenBank genome assembly.